AUGAGCACUACACUCUCGUCAGACGACGAUUAUGCUGGCUUGCUGGAUCGCUACGAUGUAUUUAUGUUCGACUGCGACGGAGUCCUCUGGCAAGGCGACGAACUGAUCGAUGGCGCCGUCGAGGUCCUGGCCAUGUUGCGUCGAAGAAAGAAGCAGAUUGUCUUUGUGACAAACAACGCCACGAAGUCACGGAAAACUUACAAGAAGAAGUUUGACCAUCUGGGUGUAGAAGCUCAUGUGGACGAAAUUUAUGGAUCGGCCUUCGCAUCUGCUGUCUACAUCUCGUCCGUCAUAAAGCUUCCCAAGGACAAGAAGGUCUUCGUCAUUGGCAUGGAGGGAAUGGAGGAAGAACUCCGCGACGAAGGUAUCUCUUACAUUGGUGGAACAGAUCCUGAGGACUGCACCUUCGAACCACUUUCUCUCACGGAGUUCAAACCCGAUCCCGCCGUCGGCGCGGUCAUUUGCGGACUCGACACCCAUAUGACUUACAGGAAGCUUUCAAAAGCCUUCCAGUAUCUUACCCGCAACCCGGGAUGCCACUUCUUGGCAUCGAACGAGGACAGCACGUACCCUGUAGCCGGAGGACGUUUGCUCGGGGCUGGUGCCAUCAGUGCACCAUUAAGGUUCGCCUUGGGAAAGGAUCCAAUUUCGAUCGGCAAGCCUGCAACCACAAUGCUGGAUUGCAUCAAAGCCAAGAUUGACUUCGACCCCAAGCGCACGAUAAUGAUCGGCGAUCGUUUGAACACGGACAUCCUUUUCGGCCAAAACGGGGGGCUUGCAACACUUCUCGUCUUGACGGGCAUCACGUCUGAAGCGGACAUUAGUGGACCGAAUGCAUCGCCAAUAGUCCCAGACUUUGUCACACGCUCGAUAGGCGACCUGCGAGUCCUAGAAACGUUGAAUUGA
Messenger RNA from Pleurotus ostreatus (oyster mushroom), 906 nucleotides. RefSeq lists its product as uncharacterized. Gene Ontology annotation, molecular function: alkaline phosphatase activity; phosphoglycolate phosphatase activity. The record is from RefSeq and is a predicted model, not a curated record. Bases 1 to 906 code for a protein of 301 amino acids. Lineage: Eukaryota; Fungi; Basidiomycota; Agaricomycetes; Agaricales; Pleurotaceae. The transcript is spliced from 6 exons.